CGACGACAUGGGAAGGUGGUGGGUCGUCAUAGAGGGAGGGUGGUGGGUCACCUAUCAGGGUGGUGAUGGUCAUUGCUGGUCAAAAGGGGUUGUGGGUCGUCGGGAGGAUAAAGGGGUGGUGAAUUAGUAAGGGUACGAUUGUCCAAUCACACCAAGUCACCAAUGUUGGCGGUGGUGUUCAUUUUUGUUGGCGAUGUUUACCAAUCCACUUUAAUUUCCGUACAUCAUUUUUUCUUCUGACAAGUUUAUGCAUCCAAGUAUUGGGUUCCCUGAGCAAGAAGCCUAUAGCUCAGUGGAGCUAAGCUUCAUUCCUGUGGUAGUGACCCGGGUUCGAGGCUCAUAUCCCCCCUCCCCUGUGGGUAAUACCCCCUUGAUAUUCCUGUGAUAGGAAAUUAAGGUGGGGCCCACCCCUUACCCCUAAAAAAAAAAAAAAAAAAAAAAAGUAUUGGGUUCCCUUAGUACGAUAAUCAAAUCAUCAAACACGCUAAUAAUUUACUUUUGAAAUUCCAAAGAUAUUUGCCCGCCAUUUUAUUCAUUUCCUCUCACUCAUACUCACUCAAACACCUCUCCAAAAUUAUUCAGCAAGAUUUUUCGUUUUCCACCCCUUAAUUUCUUCCUCCGAUUCAAUUUUUCCGAUCUUCUGCAAACAACAAUGGCUUCUUCUUCUGUUCAAUUAAUCAUCGACGACGAUGAAGAGGAUUUCGAUUGGGAAGCAGCAGUUCGAGAAAUCGAUGUUGCAUGUCAGAGCACCGCCGCUAAAACCCUAGAAACGCCGCCACCUCAACCUCAACCUUCCAAUGUUACUUUUGGCGGCAAUAAUUUCUGGAAGAAUCAUCAAUUAAACAAAGUUCCGAAUAAUUCCCGUCAAUUAACGCUUGAUAGAUUUAUUAGUAAUGGGUCUUCGAAAAUGGGUGUCGAGAAUGAAAUUGAAUGUCGAGGUGAUGAUGAGCAAAUUAGGGUUCAUGAAAGGGCGUGUUAUGUAGAUAUUGAUCUUGAGGCUGCUAAAACUUGGAUUUAUCCAGAUAAUGUUCCUCGUCGUGAGUAUCAACUUGAAAUAGCCAGGACAGCUUUAUUUUCGAACACAUUAGUGGCACUACCUACAGGCCUGGGAAAAACUCUCAUUGCUGCUGUUGUUAUGCAUAACUACUUUAGAUGGUUCCCUGAAGGUAAGAUAGUUUUUGCUGCUCCUUCGAGGCCCUUGGUUAUGCAACAAAUAGAAGCCUGCCAUAAUAUUGUCGGUAUACCACAAGAAUGGACAAUUGAUAUGACAGGUCUUAUAAGUCCCCCCAAAAGAGUAUCCUUGUGGAAAGCUAAACGUGUAUUCUUUGUCACACCCCAAGUGCUUGAAAAAGAUAUUCAGUCAGGGGCUUGUCUUGUGAAGUCGCUGGUGUGCCUAGUGAUUGACGAGGCUCAUCGUGCAAUGGGGAACUACUCUUACUGCGUGUCUGUUCGUGAGCUGAUGGCAGUUCCUAUUGAGAUAAGAAUAUUAGCUUUGACUGCUACCCCUGGCUCAAAGAAGGAAACUAUUCAGCAGGUAAUUGAUAACCUGCAAAUAUCUACGCUUGAAUAUCGCAAUGAAAGUGAUGCUGAUGUAUGCCCUUACGUACACAAUAGGAAGCUUGAACUAAUCGAGGUUCCAAUGGGGAAGGAUGCUGAUGAGAUACAUAAUCUUCUCGUGGAGGUUAUACGGCCACUUGCUGCCAGGCUUUGUGCAAUGGGAGUGCUACCAGGCAGGGACUUCCAAACAUUGAGCCCUUGCGAUUUGCUGAAUUCAAGGGAUAAAUUUCGACAAGCACCACCGCCAGAACUUCCGCAAGUGAAGUAUAGUGAAGUAGAAGGUUACUUUGGUGUUCUUAUUACACUCUACCACAUACGCAAGCUACUCUCUAGCCAUGGAAUAAGACCAGCACAUGAGAUGCUUGAAGAAAAGCUGCGACAAGGGUAUUUUGCAAGACUUAUGAGUAGAAAUGAAGCCAUUCAGAGUGCAAAGAUUUUAAUGCAGAAGAGUCUGUCGCAUGGUGCCCCCAGCCCAAAAUUGUCGAAAAUGAUAGAAAUUUUAGAAAGUCACUUCACAACAAAUGAUCCAGCAAAAUCAAGGGUAAUCAUUUUUUCAAAUUUUAGGGGGAGUGUCAGGGACAUAUUAGAUUCAUUAGCCCAUGUUGGUUCAGUCAAAGCAACUCAAUUUAUUGGUCAAAGUUCAGGAAAAACAUUGAAAGGCCAGUCACAAAAGGUUCAACAGGCAGUUCUUGAGAAAUUCCGUUUGGGUGGAUACAAUGUUAUUGUUGCCACAUCAAUUGGUGAAGAAGGGCUUGAUAUUAUGGAAGUUGAUCUUGUGAUAUGUUUUGAUGCUAAUAUAUCUCCUUUGAGGAUGAUUCAGCGGAUGGGAAGAACAGGAAGAAAACAUGAUGGUCGAGUUGUUGUAUUAGCUUGUGAGGGUACUGAGCUAAAAGGUUAUAAACGGAAACUAGCAACUGGUAAGACUGUUGGGAAACACAUGCGAAAUGGGGGCAUGAAUAGUUUCACUUUUCAUUGCAGCCCAAGGAUGCUUCCUCAUCAUCUGAAACCAGAACUGCAAUUUGUAGAACUAUCAAUUGAAAAAUUUAUUCGUCCAGUGAAAAAGGUUAAAGUUGAUUCCCCCCAACAACCAAAGUUCAGGGAAAGGCUCACUGAAGCUGAAUCUGCGUUGUUAGAAAAAUACUUUUUGUCUAAUGAGGCAAUAAAACCAUCUCUAGUUGCCUUUCCUUUUUUCCAGACGUGUCCCUCCAGGGUGCACAGAAUAAUGCAUUCAUCUCGAUCCGGAUGGCUCAUUGAUGCAAUGCAGCUUCUUCGAGGGUUGCCAUCCAAUACUGGCGAAAAUUGUGGGCUUGAUUUUCCGAGGAGUACUCGGUACUUGAUAACUGGGAGUGUUGAAAAAUAUACUGAAAAUGGAAGAGAUAUACUUGAUCCUUUAGAUUAUUCUGCUGCACCGAAAGAAAAAUCCUACUCUGAGGUCUCUUCAUUUGGCCCUUCAGUGGCUGAGGAGAAGCACAUGCUCAAUUCUCCUGAUAGAUUACUCGAAAUUCCAGUUCCUCUUCCAGUUAUUUUGCCGUCUAACAAAGUUACAAUGCUGGAUUCUUCCGCUCAAGAUGUAUGCGAAGCUCAUUCAAGAGUCAGGUCUCACUUACCAGCUGGUGACAAGAAUUGUGACGCAGCUGAAGUGGAUUCAAUAAUUGUCCUUACCUCACCUGAUGACCAGAUUUGUGCAGAUGAAAGUAUUGGAUGUGAGACUGCUGAUGCAACAGAACCCAAAUCCCCAGCUACACCAGCUGCAGAAUGUGACUUAGAUAACGCAUACUCUGAUUUCAGUCCUCGUCUAACCAGCUUUAUUGAAAGUGGUGUUGUUCCAGAGUCUCCUCUGAGUGAUGCUGGAGAAGGUAUAAUAGUAUCUAAGAAAGAGGACAAUGUUGUAGACUGGAACAGUGGUGAAGAGAAAGAUAAAAGUCAUGUCCAAGAGCCCGUAUUAUCUCCCAAUUGUGGAACUUUGUUAACUAUUGCUAGUAAAGAGAUUACUGUUACCUCAUCUCCUCAGACAAUAGAGGUCAGACCUGGUGGAAGUGAAAUGUCAUUGGGACUACCUGAUGGUCUCUUGAAAUUGGGAGACACCUUUCAACCCCCAUCUUCCCCAGAAUUUCAAACUCCUUCGCGAAAUAAAACAAAGAGCAGCUGUGCCGAAGAUUGGUGUAUGAGUUCUGGAAAACAGUCAGGAUCCAAUGAACGUCUUCUUAGAUUAAAAAGAUUGCGCAGGAUUGGGGAUUUUGCCAAAGAGAAACAACAAAUUAGUGUAAAAGAAAAGCCAACUCACUCCUCUGUAGAAGUUUCAUUUGAAUUCACUGAUGAUCAUCAUAAGACUGUCAGGCAUAACAAAGGUGAAGGUAUUGUACUAUCUAAGAAAGAGGAUGAUGUUGUAGAUUGGCACAGUAGUGAAGAUAAAGAUGAAAAUCGUGUCCCAGAACCAGAAUUAUCUCCCAAAGCUUGUGGAAAUUUGUCAACUAUUUCUAGUAAAGAGAUUAUUGUUGGCUCUUCCCCUCAGACAAGAGAGGUCAGACCUCUUGAGAAUGAAAUGUCAUUGGGACUACCUGAUGGUCUCUUGAAAUUGGGAGGGACCUUUCAGCCCCCAUCAUCCCCAGAAUUUCGAAGUCCUUUGCAAAAUAUAACAAAUAGCAGUUGUGACGAAGAUUGGCAUAUGAGUUCUGGAAAACAGUCUGGGUCCAGUGAACGUCCUUUUAGAUUGAAAAGGUUGCGCAGGAUUGGGGAUUUUGUCAAAGAAAAGCAACAAAUUAGUGUAAAAGAAAAGUCAAUUCACUCCUCUAUAGAAGUUGCAUUUAAAGUCACUGAUAAGACCAGGCAUAACAAAGUGAAAAAACCAUUUGAAGAUGCCAGAGACUUCAUUGAUGAAGAAGCUGAGGUGUCCUCGGAAGAUGUGGUGCCAGAUUCAGAAGAUGAGGUUAAUAAUGAAGAUAGUGAUGCUUAUGAAGAGAGUUUUAUAGAUGACCAAUCUGAUCCGGCAGUUGGUAGUGGUCAAACAGAAGAUAGUAAAAUGGAUAUGAUGGCAAUUUACAGGCGUUCCCUACUCACUCAAUCACCAUUUCAAGAACAGCAGAAACAUUUUAGUGUAGUAACUCCAGAGUCUCUGCCUUCUGUUACCACAAUGACAGAAGGUGGAGAAUCCAUUGGGAAGACUUGCACUCUACAAACUCCUCAAGGCUCUUUGAAAUCUCGUAAUAUAUCUACAAGGAACUCAGUAGGUUCUUGUUUGAAUUCGAUAGCAUGUGAAGGUAUAAAAAGCGGCAGUAGCAAUUCUUUGGUAAAUGUGGCUAAUACUGAGAGUUCAAAAAGAAAAAUGAUUUCAAACAGAGCUUUUACUCUUCCUGCAAAGAACCUGGAGAAGGAGUUCUGCUCUGAUUCAGCACUUCCAAGCAAAGAAGCACCGUUACCAUAUCAAUGCAAUGGUAUUGAUGCAGAAUGUGCUUCUCUCUUGGAUGAUCAAUUUUAUGAAGGCCUUGAUCUUGAUGAAUUGGAGGCCCAGGCUGCUAAACUUCUAAGUCAAAGAACAGGGUCAUCUGUGCAAAGAAGAAAAAUAUCCGAACCCUUGCCACAGGACUCUGCUCUUGUAAAUCCUCCAUCAUUUGAUCUUGGAAUCUCAUGAUUAUAUACAAAGUUCCAUUGUGUUACUGGUUUGUGAUUGGUUCAGUGCUGCUAGAAGCUUCCUUUCUAAACAGAGAAGUUACAGAAAUAAGAAGUGUCAUAUUACCCUCCUAAACUCGGCUCCAACAUGAUGAGAUUCUUUAGCUUCAACAGACCAUCUUUAGUUGCUAAUGGUAUUACAUUUGUAUGAUAUAGCUGCAUUAACAUGAGUUAAUGACUGCCUAGAAGCCCAAUGGCCUUCUAUUAAGUUAUGAAAAUGUAACUCUAUGUUUAUGUGAGAAAGUUUUGUGUAUAUCCUACCUGUACAGUCGGUGAAGCUAGUACUAUAAUUUUUUUGUACUAGUAUUGAAAUUUUGAGGUGUAUAAUUUGAAAUGUGUUCUGGAAUAAAAUGCUUGUCUUUCUCUAAAAAUAUAUUUGACU
Messenger RNA from Chenopodium quinoa (quinoa), 5605 nucleotides. RefSeq names its product DEAD-box ATP-dependent RNA helicase FANCM-like. Lineage: Eukaryota; Viridiplantae; Streptophyta; Magnoliopsida; Caryophyllales; Amaranthaceae. The record is from RefSeq and is a predicted model, not a curated record. Gene Ontology annotation, molecular function: 3'-5' DNA helicase activity; hydrolase activity; four-way junction helicase activity. The coding region runs from base 653 to 5185 and encodes 1510 amino acids. Gene Ontology annotation, biological process: replication fork reversal; interstrand cross-link repair; double-strand break repair via synthesis-dependent strand annealing. The transcript has 24 exons.